This is a messenger RNA of Bufo gargarizans (Asiatic toad), 546 nucleotides long. Its product is annotated as cytochrome c oxidase subunit 6C-2. Gene Ontology annotation, biological process: mitochondrial electron transport, cytochrome c to oxygen. The record is from RefSeq and is a predicted model, not a curated record. The transcript is spliced from 4 exons. NCBI's taxonomy places the organism in Eukaryota, Metazoa, Chordata, Amphibia, Anura, Bufonidae. The coding region runs from base 139 to 378 and encodes 79 amino acids.
AACGCGUAGGAGCAGGUUUGUCCCUCCUCGGCCCCUGUCGCAGUGGAAGAGGCGGGGCUAUCUGUCCCUAUUUCCGCCCGGUCUUGUCUCAUUCUGGAAGGACACAGCGCCCGCUGCGGAGGUUUAUAAAUCGCCAUCAUGUCACAAGCUCUUCUGCAAAAGCCUCAGAUGAGAGGCCUCCUGGCCAAGCGCCUGAGAGUCCACAUUAUCGGAGCCGUCGUCUUCUCACUGAGCGUCGUUGCGUUGUACAAGUUCGGAGUGGCUGAACCCAGGAAGAAGUCAUAUGCCGACUUCUACAAGAACUAUGACGCAGUGAAGGAGUUUGAGGCGAUGAGGGACGCUGGAGUCUUCCAGGGAGUGAGCCCCAAAGGCAAAUGAGACCAACUGUCAGGUAAAUCCAUACCCUGGUGACACUUCUCCCUCCAUGUGGAUUCUGUGCUGGACAUACAUGAUGUGACACAUGAUUCAGAUACCAGUGAAGAUGAUGCCACUGGACUGGUUUUUACAAUUCUCUGUAAAUGUGCUUAAAUAUAUCACUUAAACCUG